ACUCUUCUGCAUCUGGCUGAAAGCUAUGGCCUGGGCGCAAUGAUUGCUAACAUCGCGAUCUGCAACAGUGAUCCUAAAAUGGUGCUGCAUAAAUUGAUGACCGCACUGUUUAAAAGCCGUCUUCUUCUUAUCUUCUCCUUUGACAGAUCGAACCACUCGAACGCUUUCUCUCUUCUUUUCUCACUCUGUUUUUCUCCCUCUCGAUCGCACGUUCGCAAUGCGUCUGACCCCGGAUCCCGCAGGUCCCGGUUCUGCAUUCCUUCCCUUUCCGACCACCGUAAAGGUGCCUUCCAGAAGGUGAGAUCCCGCCCGCAGAACCCCUCGGGCAAACCAAGAAAACCGCACCAGUGAAGAAGACAGCGUUGCGCCCAUUGAGAAUAAAUACUCAACCAGCAGACGUCAUUCUUGUCAGUUUUACAACGAACGCGCCUCAGGACCGAGUUGCAGGUCGCUCGACGCACCCGUCAACUUUAUCCUCGUUCGAUUCCAACCGAUCGUGAUCAAUCUCAUCAUAUCACCAUUUCAAUUCCACAUCACUGUCACUUGGUGUUUGAAAAUAAGUGCAUUUUUGUUGUUGUUCAUUAGCGUUUGUGUGCGUGUUUAAGUGUGUGUCGUAUGUAUGUGUUUGAACCGCCCGAAGUAGACAAGACGAAUUGGAGCAGUGACAACAAAAUGCAAUGCAUCUUCCCGCCACCAUCCUCGCCUAUUUACGUUAGUGCACUGAUCGCAUGAAGUUACGGUUACACCAUUCUCUUUGCGAUCCGCGGACAACACAGGCAACAUUAACUCACUCACCAACCAACCAAGCAAGAUGAGGAAUUAAUUUGAAGGUUUUUUUUACUGCUUUUUAAAAAAAUCUUCUACGUCCCUCGUAUCUGCUCAACGAAAACGACGUUACUUCAAGUGCAAUACACGAUCAUCUCCUGCGACAGCAGAGGAUUCGCCAUUGCAAUUAAACGGUACGGGGUUUUUAUGAUUUACACGGACCAAACUGCAGUACGCGCGUACGCCUAAUUGGAACGGAAUAACACCUUUCAAGAACGAAAAAAGUUUCGUAUACGAACGAGAGGGUCGUCUCUGGUGUGUGUCCGCUUUUGGUGGGCUUUAGUCGGAUUUGUUGUUUUGUUGUUGUUGCGUACCCAUCGUACGCCGUUUGCACACCUUUUCCGGGUGCAAAACCGACCCACGGGCAGUGUGUUUCGGUAGUGCAGAAAAAUCUCGAUGGCAGAAGGCAAUAAAAUAAAUUAAUAAUAAUAAACAACCGCUUGCAAACUGCGAAGAAACAAGCUCUUUCUACCUGACGGAGCGCUCCUGCAGAAGACGCUGUACUAAUCCCUACUGCAUUAUCCAUUGUAUACGAUGAAGGUGCCAAAACAAGUCAUAGAUAACUUGAGUCUUUAAACUAUCCUAAUCAGAAACGUUUGUUUCAUAAUCGUGUUUUGUGAGAGAAUACAUGUAGAACUGAAUAAGAUAGAUAGCUAAGUUGAUAAGGUGAAUAAGGCUGACAGUAAGGCUAGUCCCAAUAAGGUGACAGCUAAUGAUAGAUCAAAGAGGAUAGAUAAACUGAUUCGGGUGAGGAAAGCAAAACGACAGGAAGCUGCGCGAAGAAAUACGAAAUACCAAUUUUGUGGCUGUGUUAAUUAAACGACAAGAAAAAAACAAUGACUGAAUCGAAAACUGGACAACAGCAGGCACUGAUACUGUUGAUUAUACUCGCCUGCACACUGCUGCCAUCGGUAGUACAGUCGCGCCAGGAAUACUAUUACACCUAUCAAGACCCGUACGAUGAUGAUCUGUCGCUCUGGAUCAACGAGCAACAGGUAAAGAUCUUUAGUGGCGUCGCGAUGAAGAUCUAUGCGAUCGACAAUGGGCGAGUUUCGCCCCAUAUCCGGGAUCCAAACUUUAGUCAGUAUCUGCCAGUCAUACCGUCCGAGGUGAGCAGCGUCAACUUUACCUGGAAGGCGGGCUCAAAAAAGUACUACUACAACUUCGACCGGUUGAUGUCGGUGGACGAAAACAUCCUAAAGCCACCGACGAUCUCGAUCAAAACGUCCGGACGCGUACCGAAGAACGCCAAGGAGUUCAGUGUGAUCCUGCCAUGCUCCGGUAAUGUAUCGGGCAUUGCAAUGUUCAGCAUUGGACUCCUGAUCCAAACGCGGAAAGGCAAACCGGUCCCCGGGACGCCUCUCCGCAUCAAACUGCGUAAGGAAUGUGCACAUAGAGGUGUGUAUGAAAGAUCUUCUACUCUAACAUCUUCUCCGCAAGGACCCGACCCGGAAUGUGACAAGAAGUGUGCCAACAAGGGUGUCUGCAAUGAGGACAAGAUCUGCCAAUGUCCGGAAGGUUACAUGGGACAGUACUGUCAGACGGCGCUCUGUUAUCCGCAGUGCAUGAACGGUGGGAAUUGUACCGCGCCGGGCACCUGUUCCUGUCCGCCCGGUUACCAGGGCCGUCAUUGUGAGGGAGGGAUAUGUGCAGAUAAGUGCCUGAACGGGGGCAAGUGCAUCCAGAAGGACAAGUGCGAAUGUACCAAGGGUUACUAUGGGCUACGCUGCGAGUACUCGAAAUGUGUCAUACCGUGUCUGCACGACGGUAAAUGCCGAGGGGUGAACAAGUGUCGCUGCAAGCCGGGACUGAGCGGAGAUCACUGUCAGAUCGGACGUCGGCAGCGUUCAACCUGCAAGAGACCGUGCAAACAUGGACUCUGUCAACCGAACCAUACCUGCGCAUGCGACAGUGGAUGGUAUGGGCGGCUGUGCAAUCAGCGUGAGAAGAAACGCCGCAACACCAACGGAGACGGUGGUGGUUCAGCGAAACUUCCAAAGAAAUAAGAGCCAUCGCCGGUUUGUCUGAAUGGUCCACCGAGACCGUGCGCGAUUAAUGCUGGACGCCGAACAGCGAUAGUGUGAGUUCGAAUCUCAACGGGCGAGAGACUCAGGAGAUUUGGUGUCCUGCGCAUCAUCUUCUUUUACUCUGCCCUUUAUCAUUUGUGUACGUUGAAUGCAAGUAUAUCGUUUGGAGGUGUAUUCAACAACAAAAUGUUUUUUUAUGAUAUAUGAUUCAAGUCAAUUCAGCAUUAGCAUGUAGUAAGCUCCGUAAGUCUGUGUAUGCUGUUGCGCACAAUUACGCAGGGAAAAAAGCCAUGAGCCAACAAGCGACAGUAGUUGUUCUUCUUUCGCUUGUCCGCCAUUAUCUUGCCAACCGUGCGAUACAUUUAGGGUGAGAGAUACGAGAUGUAAUGAAUACGAAACAAAAAAGGGUGAUAUAAUAAAGUAAUGUCUUAUCAUGUUUUGUAUGUGUGCCGAGAAUCGAAUUUCUCGGUGUAUUUUUUAACGUCCUUUA
Anopheles funestus (African malaria mosquito) is the source of this 3342-nucleotide messenger RNA. Its product is annotated as protein shifted-like. Lineage: Eukaryota; Metazoa; Arthropoda; Insecta; Diptera; Culicidae. The record is from RefSeq and is a predicted model, not a curated record. The coding region runs from base 1662 to 2831 and encodes 389 amino acids. Gene Ontology annotation, molecular function: signaling receptor binding. Gene Ontology annotation, cellular component: extracellular region; cell surface. The transcript is spliced from 7 exons. Gene Ontology annotation, biological process: anatomical structure development.